This is a messenger RNA of Microplitis demolitor, 1516 nucleotides long. It is a transcript of the gene Paics, whose product is annotated as bifunctional phosphoribosylaminoimidazole carboxylase/phosphoribosylaminoimidazole succinocarboxamide synthetase. Gene Ontology annotation, molecular function: phosphoribosylaminoimidazolesuccinocarboxamide synthase activity. The record is from RefSeq and is a predicted model, not a curated record. NCBI's taxonomy places the organism in Eukaryota, Metazoa, Arthropoda, Insecta, Hymenoptera, Braconidae. The coding region runs from base 40 to 1377 and encodes 445 amino acids. Gene Ontology annotation, biological process: 'de novo' IMP biosynthetic process. The transcript is spliced from 6 exons.
AUUGGGUACAAUAUACUACUUGUAUUAGUUGGGUAGUAUAUGCUUGAAACUUUAAGACCGAUUAGUAAACUCAACAAUUUACCGGCAUUUUUAUUCCAUUCAUAUUUCAAAAUCAUGGAAGGGUGCAAAACAGGAAAAUUAAUAAUCGAAGGAAAAACAAAACAAGUUUUUGAACUUGUUGAUAAUCCUUCAUUAUGUCUCCUCUUGAGUAAAGACCGAAUCACUGCUGGAGAUGGUGUUAAAUCACACAAUCUCGAAGGGAAAGCAGCAAUCAGCACAGCAACAAACGCUAAAGUAUUUGAAUUGCUAAAUAAAGCUGGUUUGAAAACAGCUUUUGUAAAGUUGGCUGGAGAAAAAGCUUUCGUAGCUAAAAAAUGUGAAAUGGUUCCCAUUGAAUGGGUCACCAGAAGAUUGGCUACCGGAAGUUUUCUUAAAAGACAUACAGGUGUACCUGAAGGCUAUCGUUUCAAUCCUCCACUUCAGGAAACAUUUUUUAAAGAUGAUGCUAAUCACGAUCCUCAGUGGUCUGAGCAGCAAAUAAUAUCAGCGGGAUUUAAAUUCAAUGGUGUAACUAUUGGUAAAGAUGAAGUUGAUAUUAUGCAGCGUAUGGCACUUGCUGUUUUUGAGAUUCUAGAACGUGCUUGGGCUACUCGUGAUUGCGCGCUGAUAGAUAUGAAGAUUGAGUUUGGUGUUGAUACUGAUGGUGAAAUAUUGGUGUCUGAUAUAAUUGAUAGCGAUUCUUGGAGACUGUGGCCUUCUGGAGACAAAAGAUUGAUGAAAGACAAGCAGGUUUACAGAAAUUUGACAACUGUUACUGAUGCUGAUUUACAAACAGUAAAACGCAAUUUUGAGUGGGUAGCUGAGCAACUUGAUUAUCUUGUACCUCCGACAAAAUCGAUGGUCGUAAUUUUAAUGGGGUCGCCUUCAGAUGAAGAUCAUUGCAAAAAAAUAGCAAAGUAUGCUACUGAUUUAGGUCUCAGAGCGCAGAUGAGAGUCACUAGUGCUCACAAAGGCACUGUUGAGACAUUAAGAAUUCUUGCUGAGUAUGAAGGGACUGGUGAAAAGGUCGUGUUAAUCGCAGUUGCUGGUAGGAGCAACGGACUUGGUCCAGUACUUUCAGGCAAUACUGCAUUCCCGGUAAUAAAUUGUCCACCUGUUACUACUGAGAAUGUUGAUCAAGAUAUUUGGUCCUCAUUGAAUGUUCCUUCAGGUCUUGGCUGUACUACUGUACGUUAUCCUGAAAGUGCAGCUCUAGCAGCAGCUCAAAUCCACGCUCUCCAUGAUCAUGUUGUCUGGUCACGUCUUCGUGUAAAACAACUCAACAAUUUCGUAACUUUAAAACAAGCUGAUAUGAAGUUUAGGAAUUUGAAAAUUUAAUUUUUUUAUGAAUUUUUAUAUUCUUUAUUUUUUAUACUUAUACUUAUUGAAUUUUUUAAAAUGAUCAUCAAAUUUUUUUAAACAUUAUUGUAAAUACACAAUAAGAAAAUACUAAUAAUAAACAAUUUUUUAAAUAAUA